CUCUCAUUUCGCAUCACUCCGCCGUCUGAAAUCCCUAGUUCGCCGUUUGCCGCCUUUCUUGGGUGUAAGCCGCCGCCUCUCUGCAUUCAUCUCUCACCUCCUAAUCCUUCUCCAUCGCCGAUAAUGUCCCGAUCCCUAUGAUGUAGAUUUACAAAAGAUCUGAAGUUAUCUCUCUCUCUCUCUCUCUUACGACUUUCGUCGAAUAACACAAAAUUGUUCACUUUCUGAGGGAUUCCACCGAUUGAAUGUCGAAAUCCUACGGAGACAAGUAUGAUUUCAAAUGGAUGGCUGAGCUGGAGAAUUGGAUUCAAUUGUUGGUGAUUGAAGAUGGAUGCAAAGAUUGGCGUCGCCGGGCUUUAGUCCAAGAAGGUACACUCACUUCGUCUAUCCCUAGUUCUUCCUCCAGUGAAGAACCGAUUUGUGAUUCAAACCCUAGUUCUUACCCAGAUUCAUUUUUUAUGUGUGAGGAAAACUGGCAACAUAGGGAUAUGAACGACAGCGUGUUGUUGAUGCUGAAAUCCAUGCUGCCUGAUUUUUUUCUGCUGCCCAAAUACGACUAAUCGUUCGUCGGCAACAACUCCACUUUUGAACUGCAGCAUUGAUCUUGCCUCUAGCUGGUUUUCCAUUGUGGCUUCCUUCAAGAAGAAACUGGAUUAUGGCAGCCCUUUCAAAGGCCGAGAGAUCCUUCCUUCUAGCCAUGUUGAAGUUUUUUCUGUUUUGUUGAAGUUUUCUGUUUCUGCAGCAAAUGUGAUUUCUGCCCUAUUUAUAAAGGGUUUA
This is a messenger RNA of Salvia miltiorrhiza (redroot sage), 777 nucleotides long. RefSeq lists its product as uncharacterized. NCBI's taxonomy places the organism in Eukaryota, Viridiplantae, Streptophyta, Magnoliopsida, Lamiales, Lamiaceae. The transcript has 2 exons. The record is from RefSeq and is a predicted model, not a curated record. Bases 246 to 560 code for a protein of 104 amino acids.